GCGUGCGAAGUAAGGGGACUUAGUAGGGAACUGUCUGCGCACGCGCAGUUGUGAUUUCAGCCCCCAGCUCGGUUGUGAGAAGCGGAAGUAGUUACCAUGUUCCGGAAGUGCUUCUGCGUGUCAUGGCGGCGUUGGUGAGAGCCGUGAAGUGCCAGACUGGAAUGCCUCAAUGGAUUACGGUAUGCAGUGGAUUAAUACAGUCAACCUUGCCCCAAGCACAGUGGGACAGAAUGCUCUAUGGCACUCUUCAGAGGCAUGAGACUGGCCGACCCCAGUUGAAUAAAGUAUGUGGUGGAUUGAUACAAACCAGUGGUGCAAUAACACAGCAAAGGAGAAUGCUUCACAGCACUGACCAGUUUCUUGCUGCAAAAGAUUCCCUGCAGCCAUCUGAAGAGAAAGUGAGUGCCUUCACAAAGAUAAUAGAAGCAAUGGGAUUCACAGGACCACUGAAAUAUAACAAAUGGAAGAUUAAGAUAGCGGCUCUGCGCAUGUACACUUGCUGUGUGGAAAAAACUGACUACGAGGAAUUCUUUCACAGGUGCCAAAUGCCUGAUACAUUGAACUCUUGGUUUCUAGUAGCCCAGCUUCAUGUCUGGAUGUGUCUGGUACGAAUGAAACAGGAGGGUCGAGCUGGGAAAUACAUGUGUCGCUAUAUAGUUCAUUCUAUGUGGGAAGACGUUGAACAGCGUGGUAAGGUGAUGGGGAUUGAUUCUGUUACUCUAAAAGAAAGUAUGAGAAGCAUGACAGAAAAUUUCUAUGCAGCUAUAUUUGGAUAUGAUGAGGGGAUUUUGUCUGAUGACCAUGUACUGGCAGCAGCCCUUUGGAGAAACUUUUUCAACAAGCACUGUGAGGACCCCAAGCAGCUGGAACUGCUAGUGGAGUAUGUGCGCAAGCAGAUGCAGUACCUGGAUGCUAUAAAUGGAGAGGACCUGCUACUGGCUGGUGAAGUGACUUGGCGCCCUCUUGUGGAGAGUAAUGCCCAAAGCAUCCUGAGGCCAACUCCCCCAACGUAUAAUGAUGAAGGACUCUGAGACCUUCAUCAGUCAAUGAACAAUGUGUUAAAUCAGCUUGUACCUAAAAGUGAGGUUAUCUCAUUCUGUGGGGUACCCAAGAAGGGAAGGAAUAAAUAUUUGCCGUUGAAAGAAUAUGUUAAAAUAAAUAGCCUUUUUGUAUUGAUUUACAUGUUGGUAAACCUGACAGCAGUACUCUUUUGAAUAUUCUGUCUAGGAUUAGAUGCUCCUAGCUCAGUUGAGGAAUUCCUGGCUGUUGCAGAAGUAUAAAGUUGACCCUGUAGGUAGGUUCUGAGAGACAAUGUCCAUCUUUUGAAAACCAAAUAUCUUCCCAAAAGUGAUAGGUACCUCAAGAACAGGGUUCUCUGCUCUUUAAUUGGCAAGAGGGGAGCUGCUUCACACAGAUACAAUGACAUUACUCUUUCUGCGCCAUGAAAAGUUGCUAAGCACAAGGCUGAGUUCUGUGUGUUCUCAGUGUUGAUAUACCUCUAUCCUGGCUUUGGGGGACAUCGUCUAUUUUUGCAUUAAAAUGCUUGGGAAUUGGCUGAGAAAAUCAAAAAUCAUUUCAAGAUCAAAGCCCAGUUCAGGGUCAGACUGUGACUGGCCUCUUGCACAGAUGCACAAGGAGAGGUAGGUGCAAGGAGCUGGAGCCAGGGCCAGGCAUGUUCACAGUCCUUGCUAACCUCCUUGGGUACUAGCCAGCUAGAGAGGGAGGGGACAGGGCCAUGGGGGGUUAUGGCUAAAAGCCACUUUAGAGAACUUAUUGUUUCAAAGUAGCUGUAUCUUCCUGAUAUGCUUAUAUUCUUUCUAGAGCUGUGCUCUAGUGAUUGCUGCAGUAGAGUAACAUCUCAGUGGUCUAUUCAUGUUCUCGAUGGGAUAAAACUAUGCUCUGCCCAAAAGAAGAGGUUCAAGACCUUUUUUAGUUAACAUUUUAAAUAGUUAAGCAGGCAACAGUUACCCCAAAAGAAUAAUUAAAUGAAAACGUGCACCAAAUAAAUCAACAGAAAGUAGGACUUUAUUGCACAAACUAAAGGUCAACAUGGGGUUUCUAGUUCAGUGACUGAAACUGGUUUUAUUUCUCUCAUGUACAAAAUCUUCAUAGGAAACCAUGUGACCAAGUAAUAGAACUGUACUAGUUUUGUGUACUUUGUAAUGCCUUUGCUGAGAAUGAGAAGAACAGUGCCCUGUCAUGUCAGGAUAUAGUCCUAAUAAACCAAUUCAUCAAAUAUA
Messenger RNA from Chelonia mydas (Green sea turtle), 2240 nucleotides. RefSeq names its product ubiquinol-cytochrome-c reductase complex assembly factor 1. Bases 123 to 1031 code for a protein of 302 amino acids. Gene Ontology annotation, biological process: mitochondrial respiratory chain complex III assembly. Lineage: Eukaryota; Metazoa; Chordata; Testudines; Cheloniidae. Gene Ontology annotation, cellular component: mitochondrion. The transcript is spliced from 10 exons. The record is from RefSeq and is a predicted model, not a curated record.